This is a messenger RNA of Cylindrotheca closterium, 2055 nucleotides long. The record is from the annotation of a GenBank genome assembly. NCBI's taxonomy places the organism in Eukaryota, Bacillariophyta, Bacillariophyceae, Bacillariales, Bacillariaceae.
AUGGAAUCAUCCUCUGAAGUUUCCUAUGACAACCACAACCCCAACCGCAACCGCAACCACAACAAUAGCAAUAGCAACAGCGCAACCAACGAAAGCCCCAUCGUCAAAUGCCUUCCCCGAUGGAACUAUGUUGGACCAAAUCCUGUUAAAAAAGACGCUUAUCUGCAUCACCUUCCCAACAUUGAAGGAAUUGAUUUAGGAGAUUACGUUCGCCGUGAGGUUACCAACGUUGACGGAAUGGGCCGUGAAUAUUUUGAUGCUGGACUUCGCCUGAUGCUUUGCUAUCAACACGAAAUGGCAGCCCGGUGUUUCUUGGCGUGUCUGCAAAUGUCAGAGCAUUGUGCCUUGGCGCAUGGAUUAUUAGCCUUGUGUCACUCUCCCAAUUACAAUUUCAAGGGAGAGGCCUAUUACGAAUCAGCACAUCAUCCUGAAGAACAAGACGUUCAAGAUCUAUUGUGUGUCUUUCCUAGUCAACAAGUCGCGGAUCGACACUCCAAAAUGGCAAUUGAAAAGAUUGAAGAAAUAAAAAAACUACACAAAAAAACCUCCAGCAGAAGCAACAAGCGGGGCAGGGGAAAGAACAGGAGCAAGUCAAGAUCAAACAGCAACAACAACAACAACAACGACGACAAUUCCAAAAAUAACAGCAAUGGCAAUGCUGCCAAUGAAAAUGGUAUUGUCCAUGAAGCUGAUCUUCCACAACUGAUACCCGACGUGGAAGCCCAAUUCCUAGUGGCCAUUCGGAUAUUAACCGGUCAGCCAGGAUUGGAACAUUCCUUGAGCGUCGACAUUGUCGGACGACCUUACGCCCACGCCAUGCGCAAGAUUUACGAGAAAUAUCCCGACGACAGCGAAGUGGCCUACUUUUUUGCCGAAUCCCUCAUGGUAUUGAAUGCCUGGCAACUCUUUGAAUUUCCGACAGGGAAACCGGUGAGUCCGGAUGUCAAUGAAACCCGGACCGUUUUGGAAAAGGCGCUCUUGGUCCACAAGGACCAUGCUGGACUAUGUCACAUGUAUGUGCACUUGUCGGAAAUGUCAGCCUACCCGGAAAAGGCACUGGAUGCCUGUUUGCCACUUCGACAUAAAUUUCCACAUGCGGGACAUUUAAUUCAUAUGCCGACGCACAUUGAUGUCUUGGUGGGAGACUAUGAGAGCUGUGUGGAAUACAAUUGCAAGGCCAUUCUGGCAGACGAACGAUCGAUUUAUACAAGUCCCGGGACUGCGGGAAUCGAAUCCUUUUAUUUUGGAUACAUUGUGCACAAUUAUCACAUGGCGGUAUAUGGAUCUAUUCUAGGAGGAUUUGAAAAAAAGGCAAUGGAGUUGGCAGAUAAAUUGACCAAGAUACUGAGCGAGCAAAUGUUUGAGGGAUAUCCAGACCUUACAGCCUACCUAGAAUCAUACUCGGCGUUGGAUAUUCACGUCAUGAUUCGAUUUGGCCGAUGGGAAAGGAUACUGAAACUAGACCCGCCCAAGAACAAGGCAUUAAUGCUCUUUCGGGCGGCAACCAUCAAAUAUGCUCAAGCAUUGGCCUAUGCUAGCUUGGGUAGAACAGAAGAAGCGAAACGAGAGGCCAACAACCUAGACAGCCUCCGGGGUGAUCCAGAAGCAGAAUUUCGAAUCUUGCACAAUAAUUCCGUCGCCAAUUUGCUUUCCGCGGAUAGUUGCAUGGCACAAGGUGAAAUUGCGUAUCGAGACGGAAACUACGACGAAGCCUUUCAGCUAUUGCGGAAGGCAGUUCACAUGCAGGACAAUUUGAAUUUUGACGAGCCAUGGGGUAAGAUGCAACCGAUACGUCAUGCUCUCGGUGGACUGCUGUUGGAACAAAACCACUUGGAGGAAGCGGAAAGCGUUUUCCGAAAGGAUCUUGAAUUCCAUCCUCUCAAUCCAUGGGCAAUGGUCGGUCUCAUUGAGACACUCAAGAAAAAGGAACAGAGUUGUUGUAGUACGACAGCAGAGAUAAAAGAUUUGGAAGACAAAUUGCGGCAACAACGGCAAACUAAGUUGGCGGACUUUGAAAUCAAGGUUGCUUGUGCCUGUUGCACUAAAGAUGCUUGA